AUGUCUGCUUCGUCGAGGAAUCGCGCUGCUAAAAGCUCUGGCAAGUCAUCCACUGCCAGAGGAGAACGCAUCCAGGACUACACCGCAAUGCCGUCAGUGAAAGAACUGAAACUUUUCGACCCAUGCGCCGCCACGGCCUCCAUGUUUCUUUAUGCGCAAGGCCCUACAAUUGUAUGCUGUCACCACGACACUCUGACCGUUGAGACAAGAUUUUCGAGGCAUAAAGAAACAGUCGAAUUGCUCGCUGUGGACAAUCAGAGUGACUUGGGCGGUGGCCGCCUCGUUGUUAGCUACGACGCCGGCCAGACUGCCAUUGUCUGGGACUUGAUGACCGGUGAUGAAGUGGCCAGAUUCUCAUCCUAUGAAACACUUACUGCCGCGGCAUGGAUGCGCGAUGGAAAUGUCGCUUUUGGCAACACUCAGGGGAACAUCAUCCUUUUUGAGCCAACGACUUCGGAACAUAUUUCGUCAAGGACCAUAGACCAGAUUGCAGUUACUGCGCUGGCCCCGUCCGCUGAUUGCAGGACGUUUGCGAUCGGGUAUCAAAACGGAUCACUACUGAUCGCAACUCUUCAACCGCGCUUUACAAUCUUGCACAACUUGACAACGUCGAGAGCACCAUCGCCGGUAGUAACUGUAGCAUGGCACGCUUCUUCGUCGCGACAAAAAUCCGACAUGCUGGCGGUGCAGAGCCACGAUGGGGAUCUCCGAGUCUGGAGCGUUGCAAAGAAUUUCAGUGCCGAUGAUCCUGCCAAAGUCGUCAGGAUACUUCGGCGGCGAGAAAGCUCCGUACCUGGACCCAACUGGAUGGGCUGGUCGAAGAAUGGUCGUAUUAUUCAGUUCUCAGACUCGGAAACCCUGUCGUGGGAUGUACGAACAAAACAUGUUACCUUUGACUCAAUCCCUACUUUGGAACAUGUAAAAGGGCUCGCAGUUUACGGGCCAGGGGCUACCCUCUUCACCUCGGGGCCCAACGGCACUGUUCAACAGUUUGAUCUCAACUCGCCAUCUAUCAUGGUUGCAAACGUCCAACACCCCACGAACCUCUUGCCACCGUCGCCUCCAAACUCAAUCGAAGAGCCAAGCAAUGCGUCGGGCCAUUCUGCAACGACAAUUCACACAUCGGAGUCGGAGUCUAGCUCUGUGCCAUUUGAUAUUGGCGUCUCGGAAAGUGAUGAGGACCAGCUGUCCCCGUUUGCGCGCUUCUCUCGUCGCCCUCACCUGGACCCGUCAGGAGGUGAGGUGUCCUUCGAUCCAGGAAGCCCAGUAUCCAGUCGAAGUGGAGUGUCCUCGGUGUCCAAAUCAUCGGCUAGUUCUCGUACACCAGGUCACUAUCAAGGAUCCAUGAUGUCCAGAGGAAUGACAGAAAACACUUACAUAUCCACCGGCUCGUCCCUGAAACCAUCAACGAUUGGUCGAAAAGACCUGGACACAUACUCCAUGGGCUAUUCACUACCCUCAACAAGCGGCCAAUCCACGACUUCUUCACGAUCUAGACACAGGCCAUCUCGUCUGAGACAUGAGAUCCCUCGAAGCCCCGACGAUAACAAGGUACACGAGUUGUUCAAGUUUACCCGCAGUCGCUUGAGCGACAUUCCGUACAAGCACCCCAUGCGAGCUGAUAAUUCUCGCCUCACAAACGAUGAUUUGAGAAGGCAAAUGCUGAGCACCAUUUUCGGAUGGCACAAGCCGAUUGAGGAUUUGAUUCAAGAUGAAAUGAGCAGGCACCCGGCCGGCUCCGCCAGUCGCAUCCUUCUUGCCAAGUGGCUGGGUGACAUGGACACCGAUAUCAUGGUCGGCUCGUCUGAGAAUAUGAGCUCGUCUGACUGGAUGCUACUCGCUCUCAGCGGCAUUGGUGGACAGAAGUCUCAACAUAAACUCGGGCGUGCCUAUGUUCGGCGUUUGCUAGAAAAUGGCGACAUCCAUGUUGCCGUUACCAUUAUGCUCGGUAUGGGUGAUCACAACGACGCAAUUGAGAUCUACAUAUCUCACAAGCGCUAUAUGGAGGCACUCAUCCUCACCUGUGUUGUUUUUCCAAGUGUCUGGGAACGUCAGGCUGCGAUUAUCCGUAAAUGGGGAGAAUGGGCUGUGCAACAUGGCCAACAACAGCUGGCUAUACGGUGCUUCGCCUGUACUGAUCAGGAGUCUACCGAGCCAUGGAGCUCUCCGUCGGCAGUUCAGCUAAACUUCCAGAGCAUCACACCUAGUAUCCCUGAGAUUCUCAGCCCUCCCUUGUCGCCGCCAGGCCUUCAACGUGGUCCGCAGCGCAGUGUUGCCAAGUCAUCAGCCCUGAAGCUCAUCACCACGUUUGGAGACGAGAAUCAAAAGUCGAGGUUCUAUUCUCAAGGGGAUGGUGGGCAGACCCCAAUUGCCGCUGGUGUUACCCCAAUCGCUGAUUCGGCCAUCUCUCCGGCGGUCUGUGAUGUGACCACGGCACUACUGCGCCCGUCAAGCAACAGCAGGUUUAAUACGCCCACUUCUGCUCGUCCGAGCGGCUCCAGCUGUGGACGCGGCAGGCUCCCAUCAAUAGGCGAAAUUUCCUCAGACUUGAAUCGGGAGGCGCAUCAAGCCGCCGAGAAGGCUAGUGAAAGGGUAAAUCGUCUGGGCCAUGUUCGUGUGUUGUCUGCGGAGCAGGAUAAUCUGGCUUCAGGUCGUUUGUUACAACGUGCUGCAACGGCCAGCCCGAUGAUGAUGAGGGACAGUUUCCAAAAAGCCGCACGGGGGUACGAAGGCGAACGGCCCCCAUCGCCUAACGAGAACAUUAUGAGCAGGAUGCAAGAGGCUCGAUCAAACCGCAGAAACGGCUCGCGGGAUCGCAUUCCCCGAGGUGUGAACCUUCAACUCAAGCCUCUGGGGCAGCCCGCAUUCGCAGAUGUAACUCCCCCUGAGCAGUCUGUAACGUCAUCCACACGCUUCCACUGGCCUUCGAGACGCCGUGCGCCAGGAUCAGUUGCAAGCUCGGUAACUUCUACAUCAAGUGCAGGAAGAAGUUUGCGCACUGGCCAAAGGCACCGUGAUGAUUACAUGCAUAGCCUGGAAGCUGCUCAUGACUACUCGAAGGGAAAUCGUAGUCGAGGUGGAAGCACGGAACGAGGUCGUGAAUCAUCCCGCGGCCGCCAUGGUAGUCAGGAAGGAAGGACCAAUUCGAGAGAGGCGUCUGAGGAGCGUGGAAGAGCCUCUGCACGAUGCUGGACAAAGCCCAAGAGAUCACCCACCUCGCCAAUCCCCAUGUCACCAGAGGACCUCGCCAAUUUGAGCACACCCAAAUACCACGAAGUUGGCGAGCCGGGUACGACUAGGAAGUCGGGCGGCACCAAAGCAAAGACUGGCAGCCGAGCGUCUAGCCGUGGGAGUCAACGGCGCAGUCCGGACGGCCGCCCCCGGCCACCGGCAUUGGACAUUCGUGGCAGAAGUCUGGUUCGGGAAGCAUCUCAUCAGCGAUCUCCAUCGUCACCCCUGCCUCUUUCGGCAACUGCAUCGUUACAUUACCAAGGCUCCGAAGAUGAGGAAGAUUUCAGGAGGGCAAUUGAGGAGCAAGAGGGCUUCAGAACCAAGCAUAGCCGAGGCGCAAGCCGUACUCUCAACUCCCCACUAGAGACCAAGGGAGAAGGGGCGGAAAGCCGUCGCAGAGAGACUGCGGAGGCACUUGGCAUCCUCCCACCUAUGGUCGCUCACACUCGAGCGGCUUCAACUGACCACGCUGGUGACUUGCGGCAAAUGAAAGAUGAACGACAGCGGAAGAAGGAGCAGGCAGCCCGUGAGCUCGAGGAACGUCGGAAGUCCCUUGCGAAGAGACCGCAGGCACCCCAGAUCCUGCACCCCAAUGAAAUCAACGGCACAGGCUUGCGAAUUGGUGUCGAGAUGAUGAACGAGCCAAAAGGUGUUGACGAUGCACCUCCUCGUUGUGCAACCGAACCACCCAAGAGCAUGUAUGCAAGGAGCGGGCCGCACAUCGGUCUCCCGGCAACUCCCAAGGCCAUGAGACUAAUUCUCGAAGCCGAGAAUAGCAGCAAGAUGAACAAGGAUGUCCCAGAAGUUCCCUUCAUUCCUCCCGAUUAUGGCACACUCGUCGUUUCAUCUGGCCAGUGUCCUAAAAAGGAAGAGGGCAUUGAGCCGUUGACUCUGCUUCCGUCUACCGUAUACCAACCACCACAGAGACCGGCCAUUCCUCGAAGCAUGUCGGCCCCGAUUCCUGACGAGCCUAGACAAACUCCAAGACACCCUAGGAAGGCCAGCACAGGCGGGAUUCGAGGCAUGGACGAGGUAGUGCAGGGCGGACGACGUCAUUCGCAGGAGGAGGCAGUGCCGCCGCCGCCUCCCCCGGUUCCUGCGGCACCACCCAUGCUCAAGGAGCUCCAGCACCUGGCCACACCACCGCCUCCUCCUCCUGCCCCUCUGCCAUAUGCGCAGCGAUCUCUCACGGGUGGUGCCUUGGCUUCGGGAAUGAUUGAGAUUGUGAUGGAUGAGGACGACGACGCUCCAAUUGUCGCUGCGCCCAACGACGGCAUGGUUCCAGUACUUGCACCGCCUGCUCCUCCCUGCAGGGGUCACAACCGAGGACGUAGUAAUGGGGAUGGUAGCUUCUCCAGAGGAUUGUCCAGGACUGGGAACAGGGAGCGGAUGAGAUCGGCCAGUCGCAGCCGCAAGGACUCUGGGGCAAGCAUCAAAUCGCCGCUAUUGGAGAUGUCAUCAGACGGGGCUUACCGCGUCGGCACACUUCGAUCACCAGUUGGGGGAGUGCCUCCCCCGGUGAUGUACGACCCCGAUGCCAUUCGGGCUGCGAUUGAACCAAACGGAAAGCACAUGUCGACCGGACUUGACCAAAGCGAGAUGUUUUGA
Metarhizium album ARSEF 1941 is the source of this 4839-nucleotide messenger RNA. Its product is annotated as WD40/YVTN repeat-like-containing domain protein. Gene Ontology annotation, biological process: positive regulation of transcription by RNA polymerase II. The record is from RefSeq and is a predicted model, not a curated record. NCBI's taxonomy places the organism in Eukaryota, Fungi, Ascomycota, Sordariomycetes, Hypocreales, Clavicipitaceae. The transcript has 4 exons. Gene Ontology annotation, molecular function: transcription factor binding. Gene Ontology annotation, cellular component: nucleus. The coding region runs from base 1 to 4839 and encodes 1612 amino acids.